AUGUCAAAUGUUCGAGAACAAAACAACGAUGAUGGUAGCUUUUCAGAAACUUUACCUCCAAUCAAUCCUCCUGCUUCUUCAACUCAAAAUAAAAGUGUGCGCAGAGAAAGACAAAAAGAAAACACGGUGUCUAACAUUGACAAAGUUCUUGAGCAUUUAAAUAAAAAACAAAAAGUCACCACUAGUGCACUUGAUGCUAUUGAAAUGCUCAUGCUUAGCCACGCAAAAACAAUAAAAACAUUUUCUCCGAGAAGGCAAGCUACUGUGAAACAACAAAUUUCUAAUAUUAUUGGGAAUUUAGAAAUGGAUGAAAAUGAAAAUUACCAUGGCUCCCGCUCAACUAACCAUCACGUUAUCCAUCAUGAGGACCGCGAUUACCCUGCUACAACUGACCAGCACGUGGUUAAUUAUCGAUCAAAUAAUGAUGAUGUGGUCUAUCAUGAGGACCGCGAUUACCCUCCUACAACUGACCAACACGUGGUUUACCCAACUCAAACUCAAAACACUGAUCCUAUUAAUUUAUCAGUUGAAAAUUGUGCACAAACUUACACAAAUCUUGGUAGUUAUUCAUGGUAA
Messenger RNA from Macrosiphum euphorbiae (potato aphid), 576 nucleotides. NCBI's taxonomy places the organism in Eukaryota, Metazoa, Arthropoda, Insecta, Hemiptera, Aphididae. The record is from the annotation of a GenBank genome assembly.